CUUAUUCGACUAUUCGUAGUCCAUUGAAUUUUAGAAGACCUCAUUUCUUCAUCUUCUUCAUAAUAUCCAUGGCCGCCGCCGCCGCCACCGCCGGCGCCGUCCAUAAUCUCCAUCGUCUCUCCGAUCAGCCUUCCUCUCCCCUCAAAACCCUAUCAUCAUCAUCAUCAUCUCUCCUCCUAAAAACCAAACCCUUCCUAUUCCGAACUCAUAAACUCCUAACAACCGUCGCCGUCACAAAAUAUCCAAUCGCCGAGAUCUUCACAGACUCCGAUGAUGAUUACUCCGACAAGCCACGUGAAGAAUGCGGCGUCGUCGGUAUCUACGGCGAUCCAGAAGCCUCACGUCUCUGUUACCUCGCUCUCCACGCACUCCAACAUCGCGGCCAAGAAGGAGCAGGAAUCGUCGCUGUUAACGAAAACAUCCUAAAAUCAAUCACCGGUGUCGGCCUCGUUUCCGAAGUAUUCAACGAAUCGAAACUAGAUCAACUUCCCGGCGAUAUAGCAAUCGGACACGUCCGUUAUUCAACAGCCGGUGAAUCAAUGUUGAAAAACGUUCAACCGUUCGUUGCUGGUUACAGAUUUGGAUCAGUCGGCGUCGCUCAUAAUGGUAAUUUAGUUAAUUAUAAAACCCUAAGAGCAAUGUUAGAAGAGAAUGGUUCGAUCUUUAAUACUGGGUCAGAUACAGAAGUUGUUCUUCAUUUAAUUGCAAUUUCGAAAGCUAGACCUUUCUUUUUGAGAAUAGUUGAAGCUUGUGAGAAGCUUCAAGGAGCAUAUUCAAUGGUGUUUUUAACAGAAGAUAAAUUAGUUGCAGUUCGUGAUCCAUAUGGUUUUCGACCUUUAGUAAUGGGGAAAAGAAGCAAUGGGGCAAUCGUUUUCGCUUCAGAAACAUGUGCGCUUGACCUAAUCGAAGCAACCUACAUCAGAGAAGUAAAUCCAGGCGAAGUUUUGAUAAUCGAUAAAGAAGGAAUUCAAUCCCUUUGCUUAAUGCAACACCCACAGCCAAAAUCCUGCAUAUUUGAACACAUUUACUUCUCAUUACCAAACUCAAUUGUAUUCGGAAAAUCUGUUUACGAAUCCCGUCACAAAUUUGGUGAGAUCCUCGCCACUGAAUCGCCCGUCGACUGCGACGUAGUCAUUGCAGUUCCUGAUUCAGGUGUGGUCGCUGCCAUCGGAUACGCUGCGAAAGCUGGUGUGGGUUUUCAGCAGGGGUUGAUCCGGUCUCAUUAUGUAGGUCGAACUUUCAUUGAACCUUCUCAAAGGAUUCGUGAUUUUGGCGUGAAACUUAAGUUGUCUCCGGUUAGGGCAGUUCUUGAAGGAAAACGAGUUGUGGUUGUUGAUGAUUCUAUUGUUAGGGGAACUACUUCGAGUAAGAUUGUUAGGCUUUUGAAGGAGGCGGGUGCAAAGGAAGUCCAUAUGAGGAUUGCGAGUCCUCCGAUUAUAGCUUCUUGUUAUUAUGGAGUUGAUACAGCUAGUAAGGAGGAAUUGAUUUCGAAUAGGAUGAGUGUUGAAGAGAUAAGAAAUUACAUUGGUUGCGAUUCUCUUGCGUUUCUGUCAUUGGAGAGUUUGAAGAAGCUUUUAGGGACUGAAAAUUCAAAUUACUGUUAUGCUUGUUUCUCUGGGAAGUAUCCUGUUGAUCCUAACGGUCAUAUUGAUGGCGGUUUUGUUCAGGGGACAACAAUGACUCACGUGGAGAAGGAGGAGGUUAAACAGAGUUAGAGGGACCCUGGUUGGUUGGUUUGUUUGUUUGGGUUUUGGCUUAUUUGAAAAUAUUAUAAUAAUGUUUGAAUUUUAAUGGAUCAUCACCAUUUUUAUCCCUUCAAAUUUUGGAUUUUUUAAUGGAUAAA
Molecule: messenger RNA, 1843 nt
Organism: Impatiens glandulifera
Lineage: Eukaryota; Viridiplantae; Streptophyta; Magnoliopsida; Ericales; Balsaminaceae
Product: amidophosphoribosyltransferase, chloroplastic-like
Exons: 1
Coding region: 69-1715 (548 amino acids)
Biological process (GO): purine nucleotide biosynthetic process; purine nucleobase biosynthetic process
Cellular component (GO): cytoplasm
Molecular function (GO): amidophosphoribosyltransferase activity
Source: RefSeq, a predicted model, not a curated record